AUGAAAAAAAAAUCGUUUUUUGAUGAGUCAGUGGGUCAAAGGUGCUUUCAGAGGGCAAACAUACCCACAAUUAAGGAACCCACGGGUCUUAUGGAGGAAGGUAGCCUCAGGCCCGAUGGAUAUACUAUUUCACCAUGGGCGCAGGGACGUUCCCUUGCUUGGGAUGUUACGUUCCCUCACACCAUGGCUGAAAAGUACAUUAAUCUUACCUCACAGGAGGCGGGUGCCGCUGCCUUAAGAGCCGCAGACUUUAAAAAUUCAAAAUAUGCGGCUCUUGCAGAAAGCAAAAUUUUUCAGCCAGUCUGCAUUGAGACCUUUGGUCCAAUCGAUGCUCAGACUCAGAGUUUUCUGAAUGAACUCUGUAGCAGGAUUGUAGAAGUAUCGGAUUUCACAACGUGUUUAAAGUUGACAAUUGACAUCGAUUUAUACGCGUUAAUAGCUAGUUCAUUCCACAAUUUGGCACCUCUAACCAUACAAAGACGAUCAUUUGUGACCGUUCUACUUUUUGGUAUUUUUAAUAAGCCGUGUUGCCUAGUCGCAGAACUUGUAAACUGA
This is a messenger RNA of Helobdella robusta, 555 nucleotides long. RefSeq lists its product as hypothetical. The record is from RefSeq and is a predicted model, not a curated record. NCBI's taxonomy places the organism in Eukaryota, Metazoa, Annelida, Clitellata, Rhynchobdellida, Glossiphoniidae. The transcript has 3 exons. The coding region runs from base 1 to 555 and encodes 184 amino acids.